Molecule: messenger RNA, 2341 nt
Organism: Vigna angularis (adzuki bean)
Lineage: Eukaryota; Viridiplantae; Streptophyta; Magnoliopsida; Fabales; Fabaceae
Product: UDP-glucuronate:xylan alpha-glucuronosyltransferase 1
Exons: 5
Coding region: 290-2212 (640 amino acids)
Biological process (GO): xylan biosynthetic process
Molecular function (GO): glycosyltransferase activity
Source: RefSeq, a predicted model, not a curated record
AUGAAACUGAAAGAUGAAGGAAAAAUUCUGAAGGACGUUACUGCCUCACUCCUUCUAUAUUGAUUCAACCCCUCAACAUUGCCAUCUAUCAACUCUUUCUGCUUCUUCCAUUUUCCUUCUCUCUCUUCUUCUCUGUCUCUCUUUCUGCUUCACAACAACAACAUUGUUUCUCUUCUCAGUUCCUCUACGUUAACUUUGGUAUAUGACUCUCAUUGUUGCAGUAAAUUUACCAUUUUUUGCAGGUGAGAAUAAUCAGAUGGUUGCAUGCCCCUGUAGCUGAAUAGUUUAUAUGAGAGGAACAAUGGGCGCUUCUCCUCAUUCUGUUGAAGCUAGACACCGUUUACCUGCAUCCAUUUGGUGCAGCGAAGAUUUAUACAAACGUAGAUUGCCAAGAAGCAAAGCAAAAGAUGCAGACAAGCCUUUCCAUUUAUCAGUCCAAGAUAGAAGCUCAAGAUGCAAGUUGUCUUUCUUAAAACUCAUACUAUUGAUAACCAUAAGUGGCACUUUUGUAACACUUCUGUAUUCUCCAGAGGUUUACAAUACCAACCAUUUAUCAACCUCAGGAUCUCGGUGGAUAUGGGGUGGCUCAGAUCCUCGGUACAUAUCCAAUGUACACACUGACUGGGAUGACAUACUGAAAAUUACGGAUAAGCUGACAGGUCAAGAUGAACUUCAAGGAAUUGGGCUUGUCAAUUUCAACAAGACCGAACAAGUCCAUUGGGAACAUCUUAUUCCUGAUGCAACACAUGCUGUUCUGCCUCUGGAGUAUGCUGCAAGAAAUGUGACAUGGGAAUCCUUGUACCCGGAAUGGAUUGAUGAGGAAGAAGAAACUGAAGUUCCUGUUUGUCCUUCUCUGCCUACUAUUAGACCUCCAGGCAUAAGACUUAACCUGAUCGCCGUGAAGCUUCCUUGCAGGAAUGGAGGAAACUGGUCCAGAGAUGUUGCUCGUCUGCAUCUUCAGCUUGCAGCUGCUGGGCUUGCAACCUCUUUCAAAGGGAACUACCCCGUUUAUGUGCUCUUCAUCACCAACUGUUUUCCAAUACCAAAUCUGUUUUCAUGUAAAGAACUAGUUGGGCGUGAAGGGAAUGUGUGGUUAUACAAACCAAACUUGAGUGUGUUGAGAGAAAAAGUUCAGCUUCCAAUAGGGUCUUGUGAACUUGCACUUCCAAUGAGAGGCAAAGAGUUGGCUUACAAUGGGAAUGCUCCUAGAGAAGCCUAUGCAACAAUUCUACACUCAGCUCAUGUGUACGUUUGUGGGGCUAUAGCUGCUGCACAAAGCAUCCGCAUGUCUGGAUCAACUCGAGACUUUGUAAUACUUGUUGAUGAGACGAUCAGUGGCUAUCACAGAAGUGGUUUGGAAGCAGCAGGAUGGAAAGUUAGAACAAUACAAAGGAUCAGGAACCCCAAAGCUGAAAAAGAUGCUUACAACGAAUGGAACUACAGCAAGUUCAGGCUGUGGCAGUUGACAGAUUAUGACAAGAUAAUAUUCAUUGAUGCAGAUUUGCUCAUACUGAGAAAUAUAGAUUUCCUAUUUGGAAUGCCAGAAAUCACCGCCACUGGAAACAAUGCCACUCUCUUCAACUCCGGUGUCAUGGUGGUUGAGCCAUCAAAUUGCACAUUCCAGCUCCUGAUGGAUCACAUAAACGAGAUUGAGUCCUACAAUGGAGGGGACCAAGGAUAUUUGAAUGAAAUAUUUACAUGGUGGCACAGGAUACCAAGACACAUGAACUUCUUGAAGCAUUUUUGGAUUGGUGAUGAGGAAGAGAAGAAACAAAUGAAGACUUUGUUGUUUGGCGCGGAGCCUCCAAUUUUGUAUGUCCUGCAUUAUCUAGGUGUGAAGCCAUGGUUAUGCUUCCGGGACUAUGAUUGCAACUGGAAUGCUGAUAUCUUUCAUGAAUUUGCAAGUGAUGUUGCGCAUGCAAAGUGGUGGAAGGUGCAUGAUGCAAUGCCUGAGCUUUUGCAGCAGUUUUGUCUGCUGAAAUCAAAGCAGAAGGCACAGUUGGAGUGGGAUCGUAGACAGGCAGAAAUAGCAAACUACACGGACGGUCAUUGGAGAAUAAAAGUUAAAGAUAGACGCUUGAAGAAAUGUAUAGAUAAUUUGUGCAACUGGAAAAGCAUGUUGCGGCAUUGGGGAGAGACAAAUUGGACAGAUGACGAGUUUUAUACUCCAACACCACCUACCAUUACCACAGCAUCUCUUUCGGCUUUAUGAGUUACCAGUUGCCCUUUAUAAUUUCCUCGCAUAUGUUAAAAUUUCUUAGUGUUAGCAAGAAGGGAUGACGGAAACAUUUUUUUCCUCAUACAUAUUUUUUCAUGCAUAAAAAUGGUCUAUUCCACGCUC